UCAUCUCGGGCGAGGAAACUUGGCCAGCUGGUGUUAAAGGAGUUACUGUCUUACUGUCCACGUGCUUCUUUCUGUUACACUGUUACAACUUUUAUUAUUAUUAUUAUUUUAAAUUAGGUAUAAUAGUUAUCCUCUGUCCUGGUCGACAUGCAUGGGGACAAUCUGUGGAAUUUGGGCGCUUCAGAACAACAAUAACAGCAACAAGGUUACCAGCAGUGAUGAAUGAUCUGCUUAGGUUGUCCGCAUGUUCUUUCCCACAAUGCUGAGGUUCUGUUUGAGGAGAACCCUAAGCCUGAGCGUGCGGGGAGCUCAGAAACGCUGGCUCGGCACGCACAAGCACAAAGAGAAACUGGAACUGCUAAACACUUCGAAAGGAGCCAAGGACUUUAUCUACAGCCUGCAUGCUGCAGAGCGCAAGUGCUUACUGCGAGAGCUGCAGAACUUUGAGUCCAUCGCUAUCGCUCAGGAGAAACUGGAGUCGUCACCACCCAGCGCCAGCCAGCUGAGAUACGUGCUCCUUCACAAUGCCAUCCCGUUCGUCGGCUUCGGCUUCUUGGACAACGCCAUCAUGAUUGCUGCAGGCACCCAGAUUGAGCUGUCCAUCGGAGUGACGUUUGGAAUAUCGACCAUGGCAGCGGCAGCAUUGGGAAACCUGGUCUCAGACUUGGCUGGACUUGGCCUAGCGGGUUAUGUGGAGGCUCUAUGCUCCCGGUUGGGGAUGCAGAUUCCUGAUCUAACACCCAAACAGGCUGACAUGUGGCAGACCAGACUCAGCUCACACCUUGGCAAGGCGAUCGGCGUCACCAUCGGCUGCCUGCUCGGGAUGUUCCCGCUCUUUUUCCUCAACGACGAUGAUGAUGAUGAUGAUGAAGAGGAGAGACGGAGCGGGGCAGUCACUCCAGUCGCAGACUCUAAAUAAUUUUUAAACACACCACCAUACAGCAACACUAUUAGGAUUUUAUUUUUUUCCUGGAAGCCUCCUAAGAAGAGGUGUCUCUGUGGAUUUAUUUUAGUUUUGAGCGGAUACUUGCCCGUUUUUUAUUAAGGGCUGAAAUCAUUUUUUAAUUAGGCAGACCAUAAUAACAAACUCGAUGGCCGAAUGAUAACACUAUACUGAAGAUUUCUUCAUAUAUAUAAAGAUGACACUGAGUCACACUGCAUCCUAAGGCACAUCUGCAUGUGACUGUGAGUGUGUGUGUCAUCAAUCUUGAUGUGGUUUAAGGAAGAUAUUUCUAGCAAGAGGAAAUAAAAUGAGUGAGACACUUCUCGUAGCGCACAAACGAAAAAAGAACUAAACGUAUACAUAGAUCGUCCUGGUGGCUUGGCUACAUUUGGAAAGAUUAUAAUAAUAAUAAUAAGUUUAUUUCUGAGGUCAACAUUUCAUUAUUUAGUUGCAGUACAGGUUUCUACCAGAGAGGGCAGUAAUCACUCUGAGACUGAAGCGACCGAUGUUUAUUAAGGUAUUAUAAAUAAUAAUGCGUAUACGUUUACAGUAUAGCCGUACUAUUUUUAUGAAACCUUGCUGUUUAGGCUACAACUAUAAGAGACUACAAAGUUAUAAGCGUUUCCACUUCCUCAGAUAAAACAGGAUUUAGAAACAAAAGUUGCUUUCAUUUCACUUUUUACUUUUUACCCUGUCGAUUAACUUAGGACUCGGAUCACUGACCUCUCACUUACACAUUCUCUAUACCGCUUAUCCUGUACAGGGUCGCAGGGAGUCUGGAGCCUACCCCAGGAGACUUGGGGCACUAGGAGGGGUAGGAGGGGUACGUCCUGGAUGAGGACCAAUCCAUCGAAGGGCAAUCUCUGACCUCCAACAUAGAAAAAACAUUAACUGAACUCUGAAUUUUAGAAAGCCAGGACAGUCUUUCCUUAGGACUUAGAUAGAACAAUCAACAUUGGGGGUGUAACAGUACACAAAAUUCACAGUUCUGUACAUACCAUGGUUUAGAGGUCAUGGUUUUCAGUAAAUAAAUAUAUUAGGGGUUAACACACUUGCCUUGCACCUCCCAGGUCUGGGGUUGAUUCCCAGGGUCUUGGGGUCUCUGUGUGCAUGAAGUUUGCAUGUUCUCCCUGUGCUUGGUGGGUUCCCUCUGGGUUCUCCAGUUUCCUCCCUCAGUCCAAAGACAUGCAGAUUAGGCUAAUUUGCGUUCCCAGAUUGAGCGUAGCAUGUAAGUGUGUGAAUGUUAACUAACUGGAGGUCCUACCACGGUGGUACAAAUAAGAAUAAAUAUAAUGGUGCAUAUAUAUAUAUGUUUAGGAAGGAAAAUAUACAGUACGUUGUCACUCGAGUUAGCUGCCUAGUUUAUUUCCCCAGAACCCAAGCAUGGUCUAUGGAAUGCACAGAGGUCGGAAAUGACGUAUCUCUGUCCGCCCAGCUACCGCUUAGUACGCCGAAUUAUAUAUUAAAUAUACUUGUUCAUCUCUUGGCGGGACAGUGGUGUAGUGGUUAGCACUGUUGCCUUUCACCUCCAGGGUGCAGGUUUGAUUCCCAGCCAGGCUCAAUUCCUGUCUCUGUGUGCAUGGAGUUUGCAUGUUCUCCCCGUGCUUGGUGGGUUUCCUCCGGGUACUCCGGUUUCCUCCCACAGUCCAUAGAACCAUGUAGGUUAGGUUAAUUGUCGUUCCCAAAUUGCCCGUAGUGUGUAAAUGAGUGUGUGUGUGUGUGUGUGCACACUGCGAUGGAUUGGCACCCUGUCCAGGGUGUACCCCGCCUUGGGCCCAAGUCUCCUGGUGUAGGUGACCCUAAAUACAGGAUAAAGCGGUAUAGACAAUGAGUGUGUGUGUGUGUGUGUUCAUUUCUUUUUGAACCUGUACAAGUUCCAUAUCUAUGGAUCUUUUAAUAUUUUAAUAUUGUGCUCCACAUCCACAGGCGCUUCCUGUCUAAAUGUAAUUAACGAUCGAAUGAACUGAAUUAAUGAAGAAAAUCGCCCAUCAUUACUUAAAGCUAAAGUGUAUUUACUUGGAUCACGACGCACGCCGAUUCGCGCACCGUUACACCCUUAAUCAUAUGAUUAAGGGUGUAACGGUUAAUUAUAUGACGUCGACUUCACACUUUACUGUUUUGAUCAGGAACAUGUACAUUUAAAAACCUGAAAAACAUGGAGAUGGCCAUGAUUCAUCCCCACUGUGUAAAUGAUGUAAUAAUUCCGAGUUCCCAGUUCGGAGUUUAGUUAAAUGCUGCAUUUUUUCCAUGUAAAUUUUGAUGUGUAAAGUCACUCGCCGUGGUCUUGUGAACCAGUAGAAAGCAAGACAACUUGCUUGGUCUCAAAGCCCGAUUAAAGGAAAGCAGCAAUUUUUUAAAAAUAGGAUUCUCUCCAGACUUUUACUUUGCGAUAUAGUUCUUGUGAAUUUUCAGACCAGACAUUUUGGCACCUCUUAACUCCUUGUUUUUUUUAAUCUAUAUCAUUAUAUACAUGGGUGCUGGUGGCUCAGUGGUAGCUUUCUUAGCUGCCAUGCGGAUGGCCUGGGUUCAGUUUAUACCUAGUGCCCAAACCCCAGCCGCUGGAUGCAGUGCCGGUCCCAAGCCCGGAUUAAAUGGGAGGGUUGCGCCAGCGUAAAACCUGUGCCAAGUUGUGUGCGGAUCAGAUAGUCCGCUGUGGCGACCCCUCAUGAUUCCUCCCCACUUUGUAAAUGAUGUAAUAAUUGAGUCAGGAGUUUAAACAUUAAUAAUUCAUUGCCAUGAUGAUCUGUGCUGAGUGAGUGGCAGUGCUGCUGGAAACAUUUGGAAACUAUGUUCUCACUAACAAGUGCCUUCAACCUGCACAUGACGUUCAGUCUGUCUUCUGUUACGAAGCAUCAGCAAACAAAUCGAAAGCAACAAAGCAAUAAUGUCGUUUAUUAGUAUUGAAUUACUUACUUGAUGUAUCUACAGUCAUCUGAGUGUGCGGAGUUUUAUAUAUUACACGAGAAAGCCUUGCGGUUUGAAAGCUCGAGUGACUGGCUAAAGGAGUAGUUUACUAGCAGAUUGCGCUCCCUGCUGCCUAUGGGUUGAAGUGCAAGUGCAAUAAAAACCUUAACAAGCCUUAACUAACCUUCUGACCUCCAUUCUCCAAUGCUGAAAUUAUAUCCUCGGUGUGGGGAUCACCAAAAACCUCCUGAUGCGAUUCGAUUUGUAUUGCGAUUCUGAAAGUAUCACGAUAUUAUAAAUAUCCUGAUUUUAUAUAUAUAUAUAUAUUUUUUUUUUAAGAUUUCGUUACAAUUUUAAGCAACAUCCUUAGGAAUUAAUCUGCUCCCACAAUACGGGAUGCUGUAGGGUUAUAGAGGAACUGCAACAUAUUACUGCUUUAAACACGAACAUACUGUAUAUAAUUUAAAUAUGUAUUUUAAAAAAUUUACUUUAGAGUCUGUGGCGAUACAUUGAAGAAUCGUGAUGCCUAACGGAAUCAAUUAAUUCUCCCAUCUAUAUUCUAUAUUUUGUUUAUUACGUGCUCUCUGUGGGUGGGGCUUAUUUCUGGGCCAGAAGAAUGCCCACUCAAGCUUGAAAUGAAGAAAUCAGCCGAAUCCAAUACACAGUAAUAUUGUAGAGCUGUGCGAUUUAAUUCGAUUUUAUGAUUCAGUGCCUGCUGUUUUUGAUUUAGAAUCGAGUCGCACUUUUUAAAGUUGUUAUGGGGAAAUAAAUGUUUGAAUCUAAUAUCAAGGAAUUCUUUAGAAAUUAUACAGCACCUUCUACAGAAAUUACAAACAGACUUCAGAAAACAAAACAAAAAAACAGUUUAUUAUGAAUAUUAUUUUUAAGAUGAUCGCUACUUUAGAUUACUGCCACCUACUGGACUGGAGUGUUUGAGCGGAAGAUUGGCAGUAAAAAAGAUUCUUUCUUUUCCCGAGACAUGACAUUUAAAUGAUCAACAACACAGUUUGCCCAGCAUUUUCCGUUUAUUAUAUACUUGUAAUAGUUUUUAAUGCUGUCGCAAAUAUAGGUGCUUUGAGGAAAAUCUGACAAUAAUCAAGCAAAAAAUCGCAAUGCUCAAAAGUUGAAUCGAAUCGACAGCUCUACGUUGUUUCAUAUUGAAGUUUUUCCAAGGAAUGUUUGGUUUGCUCUAGAUUUCGAAACACUUCUUGAAAUCACAAACCACACCUUUAAACAAAGUUCUCAUAAGUCUGGAAAGAGUGUGUGUAUUUGAUAUUAGCAUUAAUAUUUGUGUAUUUAAAUUUUUUUUUAUCAAGUGAAAAAUGGGAGCUGCAUCUUCCUGCACAGAAACCCUAAUAAAAAAAAAAAAACUAGAUUUAACUGGAACUAAUAGGGCGUUCAGAUUUAUCCAAACAAGGCCGCACUCAUUUCCUUGAUGGUUAAAUAAGGAAAAAUUUAAAGCUUUUCAUUUAUGUUUAUAAUAAAUGAAGGAUCUGGAUGAAUCUUGUGCCUUGCUGACGUGUGAUCGUGUUGCACGAUGUAAACCUGAUCAUCUCUUUGUUUAUCCUGUACUGGAUGAACUGAUAUAGUUUUAUAUCGGACAGCUGAUGCUGCACUAAACGGCCACAUGAAGUAUGUACUGUGCAUCUGAUCAAGCGUACUAACGUGUUAUCUGAGAUUAAAUAAAUGUGUUCAUUGAAAGAAAACCGUUUCAACUUUUCACUU
Molecule: messenger RNA, 5572 nt
Organism: Clarias gariepinus (North African catfish)
Lineage: Eukaryota; Metazoa; Chordata; Actinopteri; Siluriformes; Clariidae
Gene: tmem65
Product: transmembrane protein 65
Exons: 8
Coding region: 245-919 (224 amino acids)
Biological process (GO): regulation of cardiac conduction; cardiac ventricle development
Cellular component (GO): mitochondrion
Source: RefSeq, a predicted model, not a curated record